Eremothecium sinecaudum is the source of this 8814-nucleotide messenger RNA. RefSeq names its product Csf1p (gene CSF1). Gene Ontology annotation, cellular component: membrane. Gene Ontology annotation, biological process: fermentation. The transcript has a single exon. The record is from RefSeq and is a predicted model, not a curated record. Bases 1 to 8814 code for a protein of 2937 amino acids. Lineage: Eukaryota; Fungi; Ascomycota; Saccharomycetes; Saccharomycetales; Saccharomycetaceae.
AUGAAUAUUGAUCAAGAUUUCAGAAUUGUACCACUUACUGAGCAGUUAAAGUUUGGGUGGGUUUUCUUUGCAUAUUGGGUUUUGUUUACUACAGUAGCGAUAUUCGGUAUCUUCUAUGUGGGAAGGUUAUUUGGUUUUAUCAUUACACAUCUAUUAAAUUGGGUCAUCUGGCCACUAUAUAGAGCCAAGGUGAACAUUCAGUCGAUAUCAAUUUCUCCUAUUGGCGGUAAGAUUCAUUUUAAAAAUGUUUCCAUUAUUAAUAAAGAUCUAACUAUAUCGGUUUUAAAUGGGACCCUGACUUGGAGGUACUGGUUACCUGCUUGCAGACUUCCCAGCUACUAUGGAGAAAAGGCGUCCGAUGAUAGAUUGCCUUGUCGCUUGCAUUUAGAAUGUGAUGGCUUAGAAUUGUUUCUUUAUAAUUUGUGUGAGCCAUACGAACGGAUACUGGAAGAGAUGCAUAGGGCUGAAGAGGCUAAAAAGCACUAUAUGCAUCACGAAGCAGGUAUUAAGCAUAAAAUAUCAGAGACUAAGAUGAAGGAACACAUUGGAAGGAAAGGUUUUAGUUUGUUUGGGGGCGGCCGGGCCGCUCCCGAAGGCCAGAAGAGCCUGUCUCGGUUUCUCGAGCAGUUACCGCUUGAGAUUAAUGUUAAGAAAGGAGCUGUUACUGUAGGUAAUUAUGAAACUCCUAGCCUUAUUAUAAUAGGUUACGAUAAGUUAGACGGUAUAUUGGACAUUGAUUCACCUACAGCGCCUGUUGAUUGCUACAAAAUAAAGGUCGAGGCCACAACUUAUGAUCUGAAUAUUUCUAUGAAACCAAAUAUAUCCUUUGAAAAUGUGAAUCCCAUUAAGACUCACAUCGAGACCAGGAGAGUAUCACGGUUUUGGGGUGCCAUUAAAGGUUUUAUGAAGGGCAAGAUAUUAUAUCCUUUUCGAACAGUUUCUAAGAAGACUUCGCCACCUAGGGGCGUUAAUUCGCACCUACAAGCUUGGAAAGGCUUACUAUUUUACAAAGUAGCUAAUAAAAGCGAUAUUAGUGAACUACAAUAUGAUGUUGAGCAUCACGAAUAUGCUAAAUAUACCAAAAUUUUGAAAGCGAAGAAAAUAAACAUAACCUACGCAUGUGACGUGCUGGAAACGACAUUGGAGCCACCUCUUUCUGGGAAGGAUUUGCCUCCACCUGAAUUUUCAAUUGACUUUUUGCUUUACGAUGCCAAUAUAUGUUAUGGGCCAUGGGCGCAUAGACAGUCGCAGCAUUUAAUAAAGCUGUUUUUCCCGACUGUAUACAAGACUGAGAAGUCAGAGGAAGAUAGCAAUUUGGAAAAGAAUAGCACCAGGGGAUUUACGGAAUUAAAAUUGUCCAUGAUGAUUAUGGAAGACUCUGUUUGGCGAAUUCCUACAAAGGAAGCUAGUAAAGACGCCGCUUUCUUAGAGAAAUAUAAAACGACAAGGGACAAUUCCAGGGCAUUUGGAUGGCUAGAUAUACAAUUGCAAAAAGAUACCAAUGCAUCUUUGGUGACAUCCUUGGUAUUGAGGGAUUCCAAGUUUGAGAACACCUUCCAUUCUAUAUUAGAAAAUAUGGUUAUCCGCACCAGUGUAAACAAUGACAUUAUGUUAAUGGCGAAAAGACAUGUUGUUAAUGCUGAUCUGUCACGACCAGAAUUAUGGAAUAGCAAUAUAGAAUGGAUAAUUAACUGUACUUCCUCGAAUCUUGAAGCCUUUAUUUUACGCGACCACAUCACUCUCCUAACUGACCUUAUUUCUGACUUUUCUUCAAGCGAACCAGUUCCGUACGAUUUAUUCAGACCAUUUCUCUAUCAAUUAAAUUUAGAGAUUGACCACUACGAUAUACAUCUAAACGUUAACGAUGCCAACAUCAUUGACAAUGCUCUUGAUUUAAAUGAGAACUGUUACCUAACUUUACAAGGAGAAUCUGCGAGCCUUAGCGCAGAAAUACCUUAUCAUAGCAUUGCACAGCCAUACACAGCGGUCUCCUAUAAAUUACUUACCCCCCAGGUUGAGUUGCUUUUGAAUACCCCGCCUUGGCACACAGUAAAUGAAUUUAUGAGAUUUAAAGAGUUCGGAAGGACAUACGAAUUCGCUGCCCAGGGAUCUUACAUUAUGUACUAUAGUGUUGAUAUUGACAAUGUUGAUACUUUUACAAUAGAUUGCGAGACCCGGUUUUCUACUGUUCACUGUUCUGGGUUCUUGUUGAGGUACAUGAUGAACGUGAUAGACAACUAUUUCGGUGAUUUCACUCAUUUUCGAACAACAGAGGAGUAUACAGAGGAACUCUCUCAUGAAGACUCUAGCAACAAUCAGGUUAGUCUUUUAGGAAAACAAAAUGAUUACAGAUCAGCCACGCGUGUAGACCUCGGUAUAGGUACCAAUACCGACACUAUAAUUAAAAAGUCAAAUGACACUAAGUCAUCUAAGAAAUCCUUAUACAGGAAAACCACUAAUGAAAUCGAUAUUUGGUUUACCCUUAAAAUUUCCGAUGGCAACUUUCUUUUCCCGGAGAACAUAUAUGACUACGAAUCAUGCAUUGGUGUACAUUGUGAUAGCAUUGAGAUUGAUUUAAGGUACCUAAAAUACUAUUUGGACACGAAAGUUGGAGUUUAUUCAAGUUAUAUCAAAAGAUAUACUGAUGUAACGCCAAAUUUAAUGCUAAUUAAGAUGUUGGAACGCGGGUCUGUCAUUAAAAAUUAUCAGGUUUACGUUACAGAUAUGCAUCUUCACCAGCAUCGAAUGUUAGGUGUACCGCCAUCAAAUGACAGUUAUGUCAUAAAAUCUGAUAUUAGCUUGGGUACUAUUGAAUCGAACUGUGAUAUUGAUAUGGCAAUUGGAGUACUAAAUGCUUUCAAAAAGUUUAUAUUUGGAUUCAAGGACAUUGAAGAUCUCUUAAACUAUGAAAGUAAUACUCCUCCGGCAUUGAAUUGCUUUACUUUCACUGUUGAUUAUAUUUCUUUGAAGAUGAAGGUAAACGAUGUGAAUCUGGAGUAUAAUUUAAAGCUUUCAGAAGGAUCAUUCCAAUUUAUAGAUCUGGAGAACAGCAAUUAUUCCAAUAGAAAAGACUUAGAAAUUUCGAAAAUCGAGUUUUUGGUUUCGUUAAUAAAUGAUGACCAAAAUUUAUGCCAACUAACCACGUCCGUUAGUGCUACAAACUUCAUUCGUCACCAUGAUUUCAAUAGUGGAGUCCAGUCCCAAAGAGAACAUAUUGCCCUGAAUGAUGCACCAUUUCACCGAUGCCGAUUCUUACUAAAUAGUUAUUUGCGAUCUCUUCCAGCGUACAAUAACCUUUAUGGUUGUAUCCCUCCUAGUUCGUCAAUACCAAUGCUUUCUGAACCAAUAACGUCCAAGAAUUUUAACUCAAUUUUAGAGUAUUUCUUGCUCAUUGUUCAGCCAGACUUUUCAUCUGAGAAAGCCCCAGAUAUUGCAAACGAUGUCGUUGCUCUUUCAUCCUCUACUGAAGAUAAACUGUUGGAACCACAUAGUCCUAGAAAUUUGCCGACAUUUAUGGCGUCGAAUUCACUUGAAGGUAUGCUUUUUGAUCUGGACAGUUUCGUCGUUGAAUUACCUGAAGUGAAGGGCUUCUUACAUGUUGAUGUUCUGAUUUCAUUUGGGAGGAUAUACGAUCUGCUCUUUGAUAAUAGUAUUAUGGAUAGACUCGAUGACAUUGAAAUGGAUAUAGUUCAUCAUUAUUUAUCCUUAUUAUCCGAUUUUGCACAUUGUAAAGAACUAAAGCUAAAAUGCAGUACGGUCGAUGUUGCAUUGGUUACAGAGCAAGACUUGGAAAAAGGAACCCUGCUCAAUUACAUUGAUUUUAAGGCAGAUAGGAUAAACGUUGAUUUUAGAAUGCUUAAAGGACCCGCAGAUGGUAUUAUCAGCGUCCCUGUGAAAGAAAUGUCUUCCAUUUUCUUCAAGUCGGAUCUCAUAAGCUCUCGUGUGUUCUUACACAGUCUAAACUCUUCUAAACAGGCAGGUUCACCAGCUCUAUCAUGCUUUUUCAAGGCCAUUGAAGGCUAUGGUCAUUUGGAAGAUCAACUUGUUUGGAAUACAAACGUACAGCAUGGCUCCUUGUAUUUAGAUCAUGAAAGGCUAGAGCGUAUUUUCGAAUUCCUUUCUAAGUUAUUAAAAGAAUUCGACGACUUUUCUGUCAUAGUUGGCAAAGCAAUUUCUAACAGGUACACGAGAAGACGAGCAUUGUUGAUGCAACUAUCACUAGCGGGACAGGACUUUAACAUUAACCACGAUGCACCCGUGAUAACAAAACCGGCCGUUAUAGUAAGAUUAUCAGGACAACAUAUUAGAGAAGAAAAAAGUUGGAAGAUUAUUACUCGUUUACGUUACAUUUUGAAUAAUAUGCCUAGUGAAUGGGACUUAGAAAAGUCAACCAUAUUGCACAAGAAAAACUUUAAACUUCCAGCUAUUUGCAGAAAACAAUUUCUAGAUGUGUUUACGAAGUGGAGGAGUUGGGAAAUAUCUGAUGUUGAAGGAACUUAUAUUUAUAGGAAGACCUUCAUGGAUUAUGGAAAAGAUAAAGGAAGUGUCGAUUUUAAAUUCCGUCUUUGCUUAGACCUAUUUGUUGCAGAUAUUGAUUAUAAACAUGACAAGCUCUUCACAGCAAGAGGGUUUACCAUUGAUAUGAAAAAGGCUCUCUUAAAACCUAAUAUAGCAGAGUCAUCUCCUUUGCAUGAUUGUAGGUGUUUUUCAAGCCUUUUAUUUUCAGCUGAUGAUAUACACAUCAACUUGCAAUGGCCAGUGAUGAAACUGGUUGAUACUAUACAAAGUCUCUCAGCGCAUGGCAAUUCUGACAUUAAAUCGCUUGCUAAAAACAAGCUAUGUCAAGAAUCAGCCCUACAAAGUGUAUCUAUUCAAAUUCGGGAAUUUUACGUUGAUAUAAUUAUGGAGGAAAUUGAACUAGGGCUCUCAUGUCGGAAUUAUUAUUUAGCUCUAUUUGCUUCAUUACCUUUUGAUGCAAAAUAUCCGAUUCUAUCGAUCACGAAUUCAUCCGAUCUUUUAUCGGCAUCUCUUUGUUAUAAUACGGAGGAAUUACUAGCUUGCCAUCUAUCAUUUAUUUCUAAUAAUGCAUUUUUGCUAUUAGAUCACAAGUGCUAUAAAAUUGAGACAAAGUUAGAAUCAAUCACUGUGGAGGCUGGUGUAUCUAAAUCGGAUGAGAUAUUUUUAAAUGCAACCGAAUCACUUAACAGACAGCUCAACAGGCUAUAUACCGAUUUGGCUGCUUUGUCCAUUCUAAAUUUUAGAAAAGAUAUGGAAGGAAUGGAUGAGUCUAUUAUACCGCACUAUUCCAUUAAAUUGCAGUCAAAUAAUGUCUCCUUUGGUUUAAGGACAUUGUAUCCUUUGUCAAUCGAUACUACUUUGAAAGAUCUAGAUUUCAGUAUAUCUGCAGCAGAAGUAAGAAAAUUAUCAGCAUCAGUAACUGACAUCAACUUCGACCUUUCCUCUAAUAGUCACCUUAAAAAUUAUAUGCGGUAUUCACAAUCAAAACUAUCAGUAUAUGGCGAUUUAUCUGGAUUUGAUUCAGGUAACGGUAGUAUUGAAAUUGAAACGGGUAUAUCAAAGGUAUCCAUGUUUGAACCAAGUGCCAACUUCCAUUAUCUACUUGAUGAUUCAAUUCUGGUUUUUCAGCGUAUUAGUAACUUGAAAAUCGGACUUGCACAGCUGAAUAUAAUGAAUAAAGGAAAUGCGCUAAUGAGUCCAUUUUCUAAAGUUAUUCCUCCGGAUUUGAAAUUUACAAUGGAGUAUGCAGGUGUACUACUAGAAUUUGGAACUACUCUAUACAUCAUGGAAUUUAACAAAAUUGAAUAUUCGUUGGCUUCUGCUACUAUUGACCCAUUAGAUAUUUCUAAAAGGUACAAAGGUCAUUGUUCAGUUGGAUCAUUGUGUUUUCUAAUCAAAGACCGAAGGAUAGCUCAGAGAUUAUCAAAAGUAUUAGAUUGCUCUUUUAAAGUACUACUAGUCAACACAUCUGUGCUUAAUUUCGAGAGCUUGCAGGUGGAGAGUAGCUACUUCCGGGUUUGUUUAUCACCAACAUCUUUUAUUCGGCUAUUAUGGCUGGAAAACAAGAUAGCUGCAAUGAAAAUUAUGUACUCUGAGAAAAUGGAUGACUUUUCCACUAACUCUUUUUCAUUCGCUGAUAAAGGUAGGUUCUUUUCACCAAGCUUAAAGUCCGCGCAAGUGCUAUCUUAUAAUUUAUGUGUGGGGUGGAUUUUUGACAUUGAUAAUUAUAAUGAUAGUGGUUUAAUAUGGGGAUACGAGCGACUAUUUGCAGCUUACGAUAUGCCUUAUGGCAAGUUGACUCUUUUGGAUGCUUACUUUUGCCCAGCAUAUGGUUAUGCCUCAAAUACUUUCUAUGUAAAAGGCAAUGAACGUGAAACGAUGAAUCGCAGUUAUUUACCAAGCAUGCAAAUUUAUUAUAUGUUAAUAGAGGAAGAUGGAAAGAAAGAUUUUGUUGUUAAUGUGAAAGGAGAAGAGCUUGAUAUUAGCCUACUUAGUGACUUUGUUACAAUUGCUGAGAAGGCAAUUCAGUCGGUUCAUAAGGUUCAAACGCUAAAAAAAGCCAUGAUAGAUCCCAUUGGUUUAAAUCGCAAAGGGAAGCCACGCAAUGCUGAUUGGAGCUACUUAGAUUAUUACCCAAUAAGUGUGAGAUCAGUAAAAUGCAUUAUUGACUAUGCAGGGUGUGCUCUACAUAUUUAUUCCGAAGAUGAUAUUGAGAAUAAUACUUGUGCUCUUGAAAUCAGGAGUCCAGCUUACGAAGUUGAAUUUGAAUAUCAAUACUUACCCCAUAACCUACAAUCUCAUUGGCUCAGAAUGUUAGUUACAGUGAACGCUACUCGUAAUACAUUUUUCCCUACUUGUACACCAAUAAUAAGAGAUUUGCGCCGAAACUUCAGUGAAAUAUUAAAUCGACCAAUCAACCAAACACCUAUUAGUGCCAGCAAUUCUGAAAAACCAAGUAUAAACUAUCAUAAUAUUUUGAAAUCUUUUGAUCUUGCAAUAUUCAUUGAUAUCGGCCAACAGGAACUUAGUCUGACGUGUGAACCACAUGCUAAGGUACAAACAUGCAUCGGUUUCGAAAAGCUUGCGAUCAAAGUUUUUAGCAAUGAAAUUCUUUCUGAUGAUCCUCUAAUUAUGUCCAUUGAGGUGUGUGAUCUAAUCGCUACCUUUAGACACAUUUAUUCUCGUGAAGUUGGAGCUUCACUUUCGCUACGACAUAUUAAUACUGUUUUCAAUUUAACCCAAAUGGAUACUAUUAGGAUGUAUGGUUCUACUCUAAUAUCCGAACCAUCGUUAUAUUUCAAUAUCGAGCAUGUCAGGGACCUAAAGGUUUUCCUCGAGCUAUGGUCAGUGGACGAUGAUCCAAGUUUAAGAGGUGAUGGCCUGUUUAGUGGCAAAGCUACGCAUGAUACAGUUUCAUUGGUUUCAAGUGUACCGCAUUCAUCUAAAACAUCAAAUUUUACUUGGCAAUACUUUAUUGGCGUUACGGGGGUUACGGCAGAUGUCAACCUUGGGCCAUCAUUAGGCAUUGUGGGAAUGGCUUGCGAUACAAUAUGGACUGUUUCGGAGCAAGAUAAAUAUUACACGCAUAGUUUGACACUAUCUAUGGGUGAGAUUAAUAUGUGCUCCGCUGGAAGAUUAGGGGGAUCUAUGACUAUUAAAGAUAUGAAUGUCUUAUCUCGACUAAGUUGGAUUCUCAAAAGGGAUAAGGUUGCUAUGCCCGUUAUAUCAUUUACAUUAGAAAUUACAUCUGUGGAGAGUAAGUUGUCUAGCGAUUACAAUAUGUUUUUCAUUGGAAUAAUCCAGGACAUGGCUAUCAAAGCUUUUAAUGAAAUUGAUGAGGACGGAGUUGUUGCCGAUUUAUUAUCUGUUGCGGUUUCACUUCACAGCUUGCAGGUCUUUACAACAUCAUUAGCGUCUGCUAAUAUCUAUGACAUCUACAAGAAAGUUGCUCAACUAGCAGGGGACAAUGAACCAAUCCAACCGAAGGAAAUUAGAGAGAAAGAUGCCGAAGGAGCUAGCUCAAAUACUCCUGGAACUUUUGACUCCUUAACUACACUAAGAACCAAGUUUUCAUUGGAUAUUGGUCUACUCCGUUUGCAGGUUUCAACUAGCACACUAUUCGAUUCGCAUGUGUUAGUAUUGAAAGCCACUAAUAUUACAGCGAAUACAUUAUUGGAAUCUAGUGUUAAUAUAAAAACAGAACUUAACUGGCAAUUGCAUAAAAUAUCCCUUUCUUUGUCAACAUUAAAACACGAUCUGGACGAUAAAAAGGUUAAUGAGAUUGGUAUAAUGGAAUAUGUUGCUCUCGCUUCUAGUGCUUCUGGAGGAAUGAUUGUUGAUGCACCAUCAAUCUACAUAGCCAUGACGGUGUGGGAACUACCACCUUCAAAUGUACUUGAGUAUUUGUUUUCCAGUAGUUUUGGUGGUACAAUUGAUGUGAAAUGGAAUUUAGCUCCAAUUGGCUUCUUCAGAGAACUAUGGAAUACACAUGUAAACUCUAUGAAAAUGCGCCACGUUCACGAGGGUGCAAGAGCUUUAAAUAUCUUGGAGGGUGAACAACUUGAAGAUAUGAAAUUGGAAGUUAAUCUUGGCGAUGAAUACAAGUACGUUCCACUCCAACCGCCACACAUUGAAGUUCCAAGAAUUAAAGAAUUAGGUGAUGCUACCCCUCCAAUUGAAUGGUUCGGCGUAAAUAGAGAUAGCUUUCCUGGACUUACCCAUCAGGUCAUGAUUAUUCCCUUACAGCAAUUAUCUAAAUUCGCGGAAAGGAAGUAUGCAAAAGCACUACGGAGGUGA